Magnusiomyces paraingens is the source of this 1857-nucleotide messenger RNA. RefSeq lists its product as uncharacterized. The coding region runs from base 1 to 1857 and encodes 618 amino acids. NCBI's taxonomy places the organism in Eukaryota, Fungi, Ascomycota, Dipodascomycetes, Dipodascales, Dipodascaceae. The transcript has a single exon. Gene Ontology annotation, biological process: cardiolipin biosynthetic process. Gene Ontology annotation, cellular component: mitochondrion. Gene Ontology annotation, molecular function: CDP-diacylglycerol-glycerol-3-phosphate 3-phosphatidyltransferase activity. The record is from RefSeq and is a predicted model, not a curated record.
AUGCUCGGCCGCUCGUCGAAAUCUCUCACUCGAGCUGCCGUUCCAUGGCUUAGGUCUCGCGCACAUCCAAGUUACAAUAGUCCUUCUUCUUCCCCACCUCUCCUACAUUUUGCCCGGCUUCUUUCUCAAUUCCAUCCAAGUGUCCAGUCCACACUUUCCCAACUCAAUGCAUUCCAACUUCCUCGGUUCGGGCUCCCAGAAAACUCGAUAGAUGUUAUGACUGCACCUAGUGAAUUCUAUGAUUGUCUUAAAUCUAAAAUUAAAACAGCUAAAACCCGCAUUUUCUUGGCCUCUUUGUAUAUCGGCAAAAAUGAAAAAGACCUUGUUCAAUGCUUGGAACAAGCAUUGUUCCAAAACCCUGACCUUAAAGUCUAUAUUCUUGUAGAUGCUCUUAGAGGAACUCGAGAAGCUCCCGAAGGUCCCUGUGCUGCAUCACUUUUGGCCCCGCUCGUCAAGACUUUUGGCGUGCGUAGAGUCACUGUUUCCAUGUACCAUACCCCGGAACUCCAUGGACUAGCUAAGCUAGUAGUACCCAAGAGAUUUAAUGAAGGUUGGGGGUUGCAACAUAUGAAACUAUAUGGAUUUGAUGACGAAAUCAUCUUGUCAGGAGCAAAUUUGUCGCAUGAUUACUUUACUGAUCGCCAGGAUAGAUAUAUGUUGUUUCGUUCAAAAGAAUUGACGGAUUACUAUUUUAAACUUCACCAAGCCGUCUCUUCAAUUUCUUACAAGGUUAUUCCAUAUGUCAAACCCAAACAGAUUUUUAAUGAAAAGCCUCCAUUUUGGCAAAAGUACCUGCCGGAUCGCCCAGACCCUACGUUUAAGCUUAUUUGGGACCCGAGCUUUUUGAUUCCAGAACCAACAAGAGAUCCUAGAGGAUUCAUUUCAGUUGCUUCAGAAAUCUUACGGCCUCUUCUUAAAUCCCAAACCCCACUGGACCCCUCUAUUUCAGAUGAAAUUAUGACUUAUGUUUAUCCUGUAUCUCAAUUGUCCCCAUUAUUCCCCGAGGGUGAAGAUGCAUCGACUGAGUUCCCAGUGAUUGACCGAUUGCUUUCCAUGUUAACAUUGAAUCACUUUAAUUGGGUUUUUACUGCUGGGUACUUUAACAUGCACCCACAUUUCCGUACAAAGUUAUUAGAAUCAUCUCCACCAGGAGCUGUGGUUGUGGCAGCAGCACCAGAAGCUAAUGGGUUUUACAAGUCAAAGGGGAUUUCAGGGCUUCUUCCUGGAGCUUAUUCAUUGUUAGCAUCAAAGUUUUUGCAACAAGUUAAGGCAACAUCUGAUGCAAGAACACGCAAUUCGCACAUUGAGUUAGUGGAAUGGCGCAGGGGGACAGUUAAUACACCUGGUGGAUGGUCAUACCAUGCCAAGGGGUUAUGGAUCUUUGAGCCUAGUCGGUUUGUUCGGGAAUACAAGUAUACCCCAGCCGAGAAGCCAAUUUCAGCUGUGGAGCAAGUUUCUGAACAAGUGACGAAGCAAGUAGCCAAGCUUUCACAGAAACUUAAGGGAGAGAAAGAAGAAGAAGAAAAAGAAGGAUCUGAAAAAAAUGAAGUUACUAGUGUGCCGAAAUUUAUUCCAGGAGAACCACGAAGUAUGUUUCAAUUGGAAACUGAUGAGACUCUACGCUCGCCUGUUGUUACAGUAAUUGGGUCUUCUAAUUAUACUCGUAGAGCAUAUGCACAUGAUUUGGAAGCUAAUGCCAUUGUUGUAACACGGGACCGUGGACUUCAGGCACAGCUUCGGACCGAGGUUGUACAAAUUCUUUCUCAUGCACGGGAGGUUAGUAUUGCUGAGUACGAGUCCCGGGAGCCGACUUUGGUGCUCCGAACGUUGACAUGGUUUUUGGGUGGUAAGCUUUAA